This is a messenger RNA of Letharia lupina, 2079 nucleotides long. RefSeq lists its product as uncharacterized. NCBI's taxonomy places the organism in Eukaryota, Fungi, Ascomycota, Lecanoromycetes, Lecanorales, Parmeliaceae. The transcript has 3 exons. The coding region runs from base 1 to 2079 and encodes 692 amino acids. The record is from RefSeq and is a predicted model, not a curated record.
AUGGCACCAAGAAACAGUAAGAAAGAGAAGCUGGAGGAUAGAGUCGAGAUGGUGGAUAGUGUAGUGAUACCUGCUGAUCCAGACGAUGGAGAAGGCAAGGCAGAAAGUGACGACGGAGACAGCGACAACGGGGAGAGUGCUGCAGGGAUGGACGAUCGAGAGGAUGAUGAGCAAACGCUGGUCCAGCAUGAAACGAAGAAAAAACCUACAAGAGUGCUGAAAACCCCCGAAGAGAAAGCUGCCACUACAGCGCGUGCGGUAGCUGCAGCAGAAGCUCUCUUGAGUGACCGUUUUGUGUGGAAAGGUGGCAAACCAGAACCCUUCGAAGAUCUAAGACGGGGGCCAAAGGAUGAUUGGGAACAAUCCACGGAUGAAAGUCACUGCGAUUUCGUCAACCGCCUGCAUAGGAAUUGGGAAGAACUCGAACAGAAGACGCGAAGCGAACUCAUGGAACUCAGAAACUCUCAAGCACCGACUCCCAUCGGCGAUGACGGAGAAGUUGAAUACGUCGAUGUCGAAUGGAAGGGUCGGGACAUUCACUGCGAAACCUUUCUCAAAAUUGACUUGAGUGACCCAAAAGAUGGUUUCAAAUCUAGCCAGAUACUCAACGAUGUCGACCUGAAAAUGGCGGAUUAUGAUGAGUCAAUGACCCAGGAGAAAAGAAUCAGGACGAAACUCGUCAAAUAUCUAAUAGCCUUAAAAGCAACGGAAGCGAAGCUCGCCACGGAAAAGGAAAUUAAGGAGCUCAUUGAAUCAGCAUACGAAACAAUGGGCAGCCGCGAGCGAGACCAAUGGGAGGACUGGAUCGCAGACGGAGAAAGAGCCUUGGAAGGGGAGGACGUUGAAGGGUUUCCCAGAGCUAGAGGCCUCUACAAGAAACGCUAUGCUGCCGUCACUGAAAGCUGGGAAAGCUGGGGAAGCGGGGCCAAGGAGUGGACCAAGGAUAAGAAAAUGAACAACGACCGCAAUCUGUUUGCCUCUGAUUCGACGAAUAACAUCCUUCGCAGGCCCACCGUGGAUGGCAACGCGAGUGCGAUCUACAUUGCCUUCGACCGGAACGACAAGAUCAUCGCUUUCCUCGAUCCUCAAGGCAUCCCGUGGUCCUACGAUGACGACGUCCACAGGCGCAUGAAAGACGACUCGCACGAAUUCUACUCGAAGAUAAAGGCACCCAACCCCAAGAGCAACAAACGCCACAUCUCCCAGCGGGAACAUCUGAGAGACAACGCGGCACUCAAACCGUACUGGUGCGGCAGCGAUCACUACGGCCACUGGCACGCCCAACAACACACCCGGGAUCCGAUCCUCGAAACCGGCGACUCGCACAAUCUCAACGCGACGCAGAAACAGCUCUUGCUCCAGUUCCUCCAAGGCACGGGCGGGCCCAUGACCAGGGUGCUGGAUUUCUGGUUCGGGGUGUGGGAACCCGAGCUGCGACGGCGCUACCGCGACAUCUACGCCCAGUCGCCCGAGUUCGCGCGAUUGCCGCCGGUGAACGAGGACCAUCCCGAUACGUACAGUCUGCGCGUCAGUGUCUGCAACCGGCCCACGGACGAACAUCGCGAUCAGAUGGACAUCAGAGGAGGUCUGACGGGGCUUGUGCAACUGGGUGAUUUCAAAGGAGCGGCGAUGUGUAUCAACAAGCUCGGCAUCGCUCUCGACGGGUACGGCGACGGCGCCGUGCUGCUUUUCAGAGGCACCGAGAUGAAACACUACAUCUCGCACUGGUCGGGCGCUUAUCGCUACGCCUUUGACCACACGACGCACCAAUCGGUGGAGGACGCGAUCAAGGAACACGAGAGGACCGAUAGGUGGGGACCGAAAAAGGACUCCGCGACGCCUAAAGCUCCCAAAGGCGGCAGGAGGACCAAAAAGGCCGACGACGGGGACGACGGAAAACCGGAUGGUGGCGACAAGUCCGGGAAACCGCAUGGCAAGACGAGGAAACGCCCGCGCGACGAAGAUGAGGAGGAGGAGGGUGCUGCUGCUGCUCCCGCGCCUAUGAGGGGGGGGGAGGAGGGCGGUGGGGAAGGGGAAAAGGCAAGGCAGGGCGGCAACACGGAAGAGUGGUCGGGUUGA